Molecule: messenger RNA, 4058 nt
Organism: Thlaspi arvense
Lineage: Eukaryota; Viridiplantae; Streptophyta; Magnoliopsida; Brassicales; Brassicaceae
Source: the annotation of a GenBank genome assembly
GUCGUUUUCUAACUCAUAUCCACACAGUAACAGCUGUUUCUCUCUGUUCUCUCUGCAUGAAACUCGAUUCCAAUAAAAAGGCGAAAGUUUUGAAUUUUUGCCAUUGAAGGACACUCUAAAAUUGAGUCAUAGUUCUCAAAAAUAAUGGCGAAGGACUCACUUCCUCCAUUAUUCUCACUUGAGGACUCAUUUCUCACCUAUAUAAACCAUCAUUUUCUUCUCUCUAGUCACCGUCAUCACCACCAAAAACCCUAGCUUUGAUUUCUAGAUCUGAGUCUCCAUGACGAUUCUCAUCGAUCACCACCCUGAUCAAAACGACGCAGGAGACGAGACUGUAGAGAAGAAUCAGAGGAAUGUAAAAGAGGAAGAAACAGAGCUUAUGUUAGAUGGAGGUUUCGUGGCUCCUAACACCAACUCCUUUGGUCACACCUUCAGGGAUUAUGAUGCUGCGAGUGAAAGGAGAAGAAGCGUGGAGGAAUUCUACAGAACCAAUCACAUUGGACAAACCGUUGAUUUCGUGAGGAGGAUGAGGGAGGAGUACGGGAAGCUAAACCGAACCGAGAUGAGCAUUUGGGAAUGCUGUGAGCUUCUGAACGAGUUUAUCGACGAGAGUGAUCCCGAUCUGGACGAGCCUCAGAUCGAACAUCUGCUUCAGACAGCUGAAGCCAUCAGAAAAGAUUACCCUGAUGAAGAUUGGCUCCAUUUGACCGGUCUUAUCCACGAUCUUGGAAAAGUUCUUCUCCACUCUUCAUUUGGUGAGCUUCCUCAAUGGGCUGUUGUUGGCGAUACAUAUCCAGUGGGAUGUGCUUUUGAUAAAUCCAUUGUUCACCACAAGUACUUCAAGGAAAAUCCAGACUAUGAUAACCCUAGUUACAACACUAAGUAUGGAAUAUACACAGAAGGUUGUGGACUCAACAAUGUGUUCAUGUCUUGGGGACAUGAUGAUUACAUGUACAUGGUUGCCAAGGAGAAUCAAACUACAUUACCAUCAGCUGGUCUUUUCAUCAUUAGAUACCAUUCGUUCUACGCUGUUCACAAAUCAGAAGCAUACAAGCAUUUGAUGAACAAUGAAGACAGAGAGAACAUCAAGUGGCUGAAAGUGUUCAACAAGUACGAUCUCUACAGCAAAAGCAAAGUCCGCAUAAACGUGGAGCAAGUGAAACCCUAUUAUCUUUCCCUAAUCAACAAGUAUUUUCCGGCGAAGUUGAAAUGGUGAAAACUCACAAGCGUAAAGAUGUUCUAAUAAAAUGACUGUGAUGAGUGUGACCAAGAUAUGUGUAAACCUAGUUAAAGGCAUUAACGGAUAUAUGCCUUGAUUAAUAAAACAGAGUGCUGUUCAGUAAAUAAAUGUUUUUUUUUUAAAAAAAAAUCGCAAGAAAUCCUUUGGAUUCUUGAUAAUCAUUUACAUUCACUCGUGCAGUGUUGUCCUCCUAAUGUAGAGAAGCAACCUAAUUACUUAUAAGGAGCUUGUGGUUUAAAAAAAGCUAUGUGGAUUUGAGAAAAAUGUGAUUCCCAAAUAUAAAGGGACCUCUUCAUGGUCCACCACUUUCGAUGUAUAUUCGGGUGCUAGAGCAACAUCAGUGGUGAUGAGGCUGAGAUCUGUUAUGGAGAAUUGGAAGUGAGGGUUGGAGAGUAGGUUAGAGACAAAGUAAUUGAUUUCAUAUGUCCAAGAACUAAAAACUCGCCUAAACAUUGUUGAACCUAGACAAAUACAUAUAUGCUAUAAUGCUACUAUAUCAUUUACAGACGCAAACAGUUCAUAAUCCGACAUCGUGGUAUGGUUUGGUAUGCAACGUCAGCCUUGAUGAUGCAUGAACAGCUGCCGACGAAAAGCAACAAGAACCAAUGAUAAACCAAAACCAAGCGCGAGCCCGUAAGAAAAAUCCAAGGCAGUGUCAUUAUCUCUGUCACUGUCACUGACUCUUGAUCGUUUUUCGUCUGGCGUAUCACCUGGACACUGAAGGCAGUGAUCACCGGCAAGAUGGUUGCCCUCGAAGCUCGAGUUUGGGAAUGUCAUAAAUUGGCCACCAGAUGGGAUAUUCCCUGAGAGGCUAUUGUUAGCAACACUGAACUUGGAUAGGAACGUUAGUCUCUCCAGAGAUGCCGGGAUCGAACCGGAGAUGCGGUUAUUGGACAGAUCAAGAGUCUCUAAGCUCUCCAUCCUUGACAGCGUGCCAGGGAUUGAUCCCGAUAACAUAUUGCUAUUAAGAUCAAACACAUGGAGUUUCUUCAGAUUUCCAAACGCCUUCCAAAUGGGUCCAGAGAGAUUGUUUUGGCCGAGCUGAAUCGUUGGUGGGAACCCGUGAACAUGUUUAUACUGCAGAGCCCUUGCAUUCACAUUGUUGUAAAAGAAUGGGGAAUUUGGAGGUGGUUCGAGGAAGGUGGGUUCUCGUUCAGAGAGGCUCGGCAGCAUUGUCAGGCUUCUUGGGAUCUCUCCCGUGAGCGAGUUUCUCGACAAAUCCAAGUAGAAAAGACUGCUGAAACCACCAAUCCAGUUCGGGAUAGCUCCACUCAAAUGGUUCCAUGAGAGAUCCAACAGUUGCAGAUUGGUGCUCUUAGUUAACCAGCCCGGGACAGUACCAGUGAGGUUUGAAUUUCCAAAAGCUAACACCUCCAGCUUCUUGAAACGAAGAUUCAGGUCGUCAGGCAACAUUUCACCGUAGAAGUUCAUAGCGAGAACCAGGGUUGUCAGGUUCUUGCAGCGCUCGAGGAUGCGAAGCGUUGAUGAGAUGUUAACGAGGCUGCAGUUUGAAAGCGAUAGAUAGGACAAGCUAUGCAAGUCCUCGAAGCUCUGUGGCAACUCCCCGUCAAAGUGGUUUUGCGCUAGAUUCAUGUACUUGAGGUGUCUGCAAGACGGUAGAUAUCCAAGCAAAGAGGCAUUGAAGUUAUUGGAUCCCAGAUCAAGGGAGGUCAAGUUAGUCAUCGCGGCACAAUCCAGAUGCCAAGGACCACUCAGUGAGUUGUUCCUCAGGUUAAGAAGGAUCAAGUUCCGUGAACUCGACAGCGACCUGGGGACUCCUCCUGCGAAUCUAUUAGCCUGAGCCACCAGAUACUUGAGCUCCGGUAAUGUGUUGAACACGUCAGGGAUUUCACCGGAGAACGUAUUCCAUGAGAUAUCAAAACGAACAAGUCCGGAGAGGUUACCAAGCGCAGGACUCAGUGUACCGGAGAGAGCGUUUUCUUGAAUCCCCAAAAGAUUCAGUCUCUGAAGCCGAAACAGAUCCUCAGGUAUAUUACCGCUGAGGUCGUUUCCGCCGAGGGAGAGCUGUUCGAGCAGAGCGCAUUUAUCGAACCCAGAUGGAAUUUCACCGGAAAAACGGUUCGACUCCAGUCUGAUCAGCGUAAGCUCCGUAGAGUUUUGGCAAACAUGCGCCGGAAGCGAACCGUUCAACAUGUUGGAGGAAAAAUCGAGAUUCAUCAGUGAAGGAACACUCAAGCUCUCGGGGAUUUCGCCAGACAAUCCGUUAGAGCUCAAAUCUAGAGUUUCUAGGUUUAUCAGAUUGAAAAUCGACGGAGGGACUGAGCCUAAGAUGAGAUUGUUGGAGAGAUUAAGAACUCUAAUCUGAUCCAGGAGCCCAAGAGAUUCAGACAACUUACCGGACAAUCUUCUGUUCACAAGCUCCAGCUCGGUGAUUCUCGCAGCCGCAAUGUUGUCUGGAUCCUUUGAGUUACAUGUGACCCCCUCCCAUUCACAGCAAUCUCCAGUAGAAUUGAAGGCCCAGCCGUCUGGCUUCCGGUCGAGCUCGUUGGCGAAGCCACGCAAGGCCUCCUGGUCACGUGGAUGGCACCUAAGGUUCUGAGAGUUUGAUGAGUAGAAGAAUAGCUCUAUGACUACGACGGUCAUCACCCACCAAUAAUGGUGAAGACCCAUGUCGGAAGAGGAAGAGAGAAAGUGAAUCUAAUUUCCAAAAUUGAAGCUUUAAUUGAAUAUCGGAGGAGAUACGGCGUGCAAGAGUGCAAGAGACAGACGCAUGAGAUGAGAUAUGGGGAGAGAAAGAGUUGAUUAGUGAUUUCAAAUUUUCAAGUCUUUCCGUUGACUGGAAAAACAAAACUUUUCU